AUGAGUGGCACCAGAAAUGUUCCAAUUGGCACGGACAUACCACCACCCCUAGUACCUUUGCCUAGCUGCCACGCUCGCGUCAAACAGCUACAGGCGCGAUUGUUUAACGGACUUCCUCUAACUACGAGCUACAUUGCCAACUGUCGGCUGUGUUUGAGUAGCAACUUUGGCGAGAAAAGUACCACCAUCAUCGAAGAUAAGCUUUGCAGCAUGCUCAAACAAGUAUUUCCCUUCCCGAUAACAAAUCAAAUAGGACUACCGAUGAACGUUUGCGCCGAAUGUCACAAAGCGGUGCAGAUGUUUUACGGAUACAGCAUACAGGUGUUGGCCAACCAGAAGAAGCUGCAAGAAACACUCAUCAAAACGGAACACUUUGAAUACAAUCACUUUAACAAAGCAAUUCUGGAGCGAGCACAACAUCCGGACACGCACCGAGAAGCGGUCGAACAAAGCUGCCAUGAAAUGAGAAGUGAAAUCAAGAGUGAAGACGAAUCUCAAGGUGAGGACUGUCAGGACGAGACUCUGAUCGAUGUAGAUGUCCAAUGUAAAACGCAAGAAGACGAUGUGCAUCAAGGUGAGGAUCCACUUUCGGAACCUUCGCUGGAUGAAAAAGUUUCGUUACGAUCGGUGCGACGCAUUGUCCUCAGUAAACCACCGACGGACGGCAAUGUAACGGGCGGGAUCAAUUUAAUCGAGUGCAAAACAAAAGAGAUCGAAAGCAAAAGUGUAACACACACGCAGAAAACGAAUCCAGCCUUGCUAGAGUUUACCGGAGCGAGGAAAAAGGCACGUCUUUCGCCGGGAGAAGUGACGCCGGUAGGUAAAUCAAGCACGGAACCGAACGAAACGGAGGAUGAUGAUGCCAACUGUGCUACCGGACCGAAGCCGGUGUACAUCUGCAGUAUCUGCGCAAAGGUGUUUGACAAGCAUCGUCAGCUAAUAUGCCAUCAGAAAACGCAUUUGAUGAGAGAGUGUUCAAUAUGUAAGAAAAUGAUUGCGUACGGCAAGAUGACGCAACACAUCUUAAAGGAUCAUGCGGUUAUUAAUCGACAAGACGAGAGCGUAAAAUAG
Molecule: messenger RNA, 1071 nt
Organism: Anopheles maculipalpis
Lineage: Eukaryota; Metazoa; Arthropoda; Insecta; Diptera; Culicidae
Exons: 2
Coding region: 1-1071 (356 amino acids)
Cellular component (GO): nucleus
Molecular function (GO): zinc ion binding
Source: RefSeq, a predicted model, not a curated record